Messenger RNA from Dipodomys ordii (Ord's kangaroo rat), 823 nucleotides. Its product is annotated as pyruvate dehydrogenase (acetyl-transferring) kinase isozyme 2, mitochondrial-like. Bases 128 to 391 code for a protein of 87 amino acids. The transcript is spliced from 2 exons. Gene Ontology annotation, cellular component: mitochondrion. NCBI's taxonomy places the organism in Eukaryota, Metazoa, Chordata, Mammalia, Rodentia, Heteromyidae. Gene Ontology annotation, biological process: protein phosphorylation; regulation of glucose metabolic process. Gene Ontology annotation, molecular function: pyruvate dehydrogenase (acetyl-transferring) kinase activity. The record is from RefSeq and is a predicted model, not a curated record.
CCGAACCCCGGUGCUUGGGCCGGACGGGACCGAGCCGAGCGCCUGUGCCGCUUGCUCGGGGGACCCGGGGACCGGGGGAUUCCGCAGCCCGAUCCAAGCCCCGACCGCGGGCGUCGCCGCCGCCACCAUGCGCUGGGUCCGGGCGCUGCUGAAGAAUGCGUCCCUGGCAGGGGCGCCCAAGUACAUCGAGCACUUCAGCAAGUUCUCCCCGUCCCCACUGUCCAUGAAGCAGUUCCUGGACUUCGGGUCCAGCAAUGCCUGUGAGAAAACUUCAUUCACCUUCCUCCGGCAGGAGCUGCCGGUACGCUUGGCCAACAUCAUGAAAGAGAUCAACCUGCUUCCUGACCGGGUUCUGGGCACACCCUCAGUGCAGCUGGUACAGAGCUGGUAGGACCCCCUUCCACGCCAUCAUCUGUGUCCCCAGGCAUGGGACAAAAGGGAGGCAUGGGGGCUCUUGGAUGCUGGGGACUUUCCCAGGGAAUCCUAGGCCUGAACAGGGACAAAAGUCGGGCUCUCAGUCUGUAUCUGUGGGAGUGUCUGGGUCUCACCAUCCUCCUUUCUCCAGGAACCCAGGAAGUCAUGUGGCUGUUUUCACAGCCACAAUUAAAUCAUGCUAAUGUCCAUGCUGGCCACUCACCUGGUCCUGCAACCCCAGUCCCUGACAGGUAGUAUCUACUCAGAGUCAUAUCUGAGGAAACAGAGAAACAAGAAACUAAUCUUAGAACAAAUGGUAUCAUCCAAGCUAGCUGUUUGGCUGUUUUGGAAAACAUUGUGUCCACUAGCUUAGUCCCUUCCCAGUGAACUUUAGAGGGCAAAGACCAGA